CGGUUGCAAAUUAGAGAACCCAAAUUUAACCUAAAUCUAUCGUCUCUGAUCUCUCCAUUCUCUCGACUCUCCUCUCUGUCUCCACCAUCCUCCUCGCCUCCUUUCUCUGUUGUCGCUCCCACCACUCCCCCAGUGCCCCCAACAGCAACCACCACCACCACCGCAGCAACCACACACCUCGACGCCUGGCUGAAGCUGAACGGCUCGUGCCCGGUUUCCAGGAACUUGCCGCUGCAAACCCCGGUGUCCACGCCGCUCUCGGAGGUCAUUUCACUCUCGCAGUACACCGCGGAUCGGAGGCGGAGGAGAAAUAUGCAAGCUUUACGGGGGAGCAUCCGGUUGGUCCGGAGACAAAGCAUUGGCAGCUUAAGUAGCGUCGAUUCGAAAUCAAAUAUUUCUCGCUCUGCUGCUGCCAAGUUUCAUGGGAGCUCUAUUGGGUCCCUCACCAAGUUUUCGUAUCAGCCUGCGGUCUCAUAUACAAGAAUCGGCUCCCAAGCAGAGACAUCAACAGCAUCUAAUAAUGGUAUACCAUUGGUAUCAGUGGCAUGCAGAAGUUCAAGGCCGGAUUUGUUUCAACAGGCAGCAGUGAUGCCUCCUUUCAUUCGCAGGUGCUUUUCAACGGCUGAAAAUAUUGUUGAAUCGGCUUCACAGGAUUCUUCUGCGUGUGUCGCUGAUGUAGCUCCCCGCAUCAAAUUUAAGAGGCUCGAUAAAACUGCCAAGCACAUAAUGCAGAUUCUAGAUAAGGAAGCUGUAGAAGAAGUGAGGGCAGAGAGAAAAAUGCCUGAUAUAAAGCCUGGUUAUAUUGUGCAACUCAAAGUGGAAGUGCCUGAGAACAAGCGACGUGUUUCAAUUCUGAAAGGCAUUGUUAUAGCAAGACGUAAUGCUGGUUUAAAUAGUACAUUUAGAUUAAGGAGGCUGGUAGCUGGGGUUGGAGUUGAAUCGCUCUUCCCACUGUAUUCACCUAACAUAAAGGAGAUAAAGGUGCUGGACAAGAAGAAAGUGAGGAGGGCCAAGCUUUACUAUCUCAGGGACAAAAUGAACGCGCUUAAGAAGCAAUAGCGGCUUACGCUUUUUGGAAGGAGGCGGUCGACAUUUUGGAAGAGUUUUAGAUCAAGGAGGACUGCUGCAUUUCUGCAUGAGAGGUAUCUGUGAGCUUGCCCAGGAGCUGGCAGUUGAGGUGAAUGAGGUGGAGCGUCAAAGCUUAAUUAAUUUGUUCAUUUCACAUUUCAGAUUCUAUGUGCAUAAUUUGGAAGUCAAAAGUGCAACAUAAUUUGACCCCAGUAGAGCAGGAAAAAGGUUGAUAGAAUACCUAAUCACCUCUUUUGUGAUCA
Messenger RNA from Corylus avellana, 1331 nucleotides. RefSeq lists its product as uncharacterized. Gene Ontology annotation, biological process: translation. Lineage: Eukaryota; Viridiplantae; Streptophyta; Magnoliopsida; Fagales; Betulaceae. Gene Ontology annotation, molecular function: structural constituent of ribosome. Gene Ontology annotation, cellular component: ribosome. The record is from RefSeq and is a predicted model, not a curated record.